Dibothriocephalus latus is the source of this 771-nucleotide messenger RNA. The record is from the annotation of a GenBank genome assembly. Lineage: Eukaryota; Metazoa; Platyhelminthes; Cestoda; Diphyllobothriidea; Diphyllobothriidae.
AUGUCACUUUUCUUAUUUUGUUUUUCUAAGUGGUCCAGAUUCAAGGAGCUAAACAAGAUUUUGAAAGGUUUUCGCAGUCAUGAAAUGUCUGUUCUCUCGGGCAAGACAGGCAUCGGAAAGACAACUUUUGCUUGUGAGUAUUCCUUGGAUCUUGCGGAGCAGGGCGUUAAAACCUUAUGGGGAAGUUUCGAAAUUUCAUUGCCGAGGUUAUGCAGGACUCUUCUCCACCAAUACGCUGGAGAGCCUUUAACCAAUCUUGAGCCCGCUCGAGUAGCCGCUUGGGCGGCUUCUUUCCGUCAGGAGAUACCGAUGCUCUUCCUAAAUAUGCAUGGUCGGCCGAGCGAAAACGAAGUAUUCCUGGCUCUGGCUGAUGCCGUAAAAAAGCGCUCCGUUGAACAUGUGAUAUUGGAUAACCUCCAAUUCAUGAUGGGUGCAGCAGGAAAUCGCUUGGAGGAGAAAUUUCAGAGGCAGGACCGUUUCGUCGAACGCCUACGAGGCUUCGCGAGUGAUACGGGCGCCCACUUAACCGUCGUCGUACAUCCUCGAAAAGUUGAUGAUGACAAUCUUCUGACAAUCAGCAGCCUUUACGGCGGUGGUAAAAUAAGCCAGGAAGCAGACAACAUUUUCCUUCUACAGGAAGAGAUUGUUAAAAAUCGCUAUGAUGGCACAGUGGGUAAAUUUGAUCUUCACUUUAAUCGCGAACGAAUGUCUUUCAAGCCAGUGUCUCGUAAUCUGACAAUGGAAGCGCCACUCUCAGAUGCCCUUCGGUGA